AUGACUCCUUCCCCAAGGGAGCGUGUACCUCGAGCCUGCGAGCAUUGCCGUUCGCGAAAAAUUAAGUGCAACGGCGAACAACCAUGCAACGCCUGCGCCCGAAAUCCUCAAAGAUGCGUCUAUCGGACGGGCAGCAUACGUAACAGAAAAAGUCGCCAAACCAAAGAACAGCCACGGACCCCAGCAACGUUAUUACCGGCUCCACAGUCCCCAGCAGUGCCUGGAGAUUGUCCGAAUAUCCGCCUCGUCGACGAUCCGGCCCACUACAAGCGGCAGUACGAGCUGAGGGCCGGCAUUGGAGUCUCCAAUCCCGAGACAGGAAAUUUCCAAUUCUACGGCCCGUCGUCUGGAUGCGCCUUCCUGCAAAGAAUCUAUCAACGAAUUCAAAAACCGCCCUCUCGGGAAUCACUACUCACCUAUCGCACGGGGCCGGUCCCGGAUGGCUUACUGAAAUGGGGUGUGGAGAGGUUCAUGUUCACGGCUGAUGCCGAUGGCGACCUGCGCCGGUCACGGUUGGCGGCGGAGGCAUUCCUCCCUCAAGCUCUAGGCGAUGUAUUUAUUGAAGCAUACUUUAGAAUCGUCCACCCGCAGAUGCCGGUGCUUGUGUAUACGGAGAUUAUUGAUUCGUGGAAGCAGAUGUGGGAAACUCCGAUACGAGGUCGGCCGGUGAAGAACCAAGAAAUCCUAUUCAUGGUCUUGGCCAUAGGGGCUCGUGUGAUCAGACUGAAGAAAAGUGAGCAAGAAAACCGAGCGGAUGAAUGGGCCGAAUACUUUUCGAGUCGAGUAUCCGAAGGCUCUAUCUUCAUGCAGGAGCCAAGUGUCAAGGCGGUGAAUUUGAUGUUAUUGAAGGCCAUGUACUCCUUGCAACUCAUGCGGCAGAACGAUGCGUAUUUGUACCUGGGACAUGCUACUCGAACUGCCAUGGUCCUAGGUCUCCAUAGAUCCCAAGUGACUGGCGGUCGCGAACCACAUUUGCACCGACUACGUCAUACCUUUUGGAUUAUGUAUGUUUUCGAGCGGUUAUCGUCUGUGUAUAUGGGCCGACCUUCCUCGUUGUCCGACAACCAGAUUGAUACCGUAUAUCCCGAAGAUAUCCCAUGCUACCAGGAUGGGCCUUUCCACCCGCCAGCAGUUGAAUGCACGUGGACAAGGGUUAUGGCCGACAUUGCCAAAUUGGCCGACCACAUCUCCGUGGACGUUUACUCUCCGGCUAGUAUCAAAAGUCUUGUAGACAUGGCCAAGGUGGAACAGACUCUUCUGGAAUACGAUGCAGCCUUACAAGCUACCACCCGAUGUCUGCCAGAGUACUUGCAUUUUUUCGACGAGUCCGUACCCGUCGGCGAGGACUGGCAAGAAAUUCAGCGUCUGAGCCUGGGAUUCGCCUACAAUAUUGUGCGGAUGCUUCUAUACCGACCGGCCCUGGUUUUAACGACCUUCUUCACAUCCACGAGCGAAGCGCAGCGAAUCGCUGCAGGUUGUAUUCGUCUGCAAGAAUGCAUCGACAACUCGACGGCGGCAGCACGCAAUUUGAUCACUUUGGCUCACGACGUCUAUUUUCGGCGGUUUCCCGAUAUCCGGUACGACGGGGCGCUGGCUUCAUACAUGGUCUCCGCCAUCAUGACAUUACUGUACGACGUACUGAACCUGGGAACAGAACCAGAAAAGGCACAUGAAACAUUCGCUGUGGUGGAGCAGGGCAUCAGAUGCUUAGAUGACAUUGAACAUACUGGAUACACCGUUGGAAAAGUUCUCAGUAUGGACUUGAUGAAGGUGGCUAAACAGGCAGUGUUGGCAGCGGAUCCAGUGGUAGACACGAAUCAAGUUUUAGUCGAUUCGUUCCCUUGGUUAGAUAAUCUCAAUACCACCACUACGAUAGACACCAACCCUGUUCCGACACCGUAUAUGUAUCCUCAACAUGGGGUUUUCCCUAUGCUUGGAACCCUGGCUUCAGAUGUUGCUAUGCUGUCGGGCUCUCAAGUUAAUUGCCAAUGGCUUAGCAAUGGGCUCGACCCAAGCAGCAUCCCGGGAUGCUUGCACUGA
Messenger RNA from Aspergillus pseudonomiae, 2040 nucleotides. RefSeq names its product Zn(II)2Cys6 transcription factor. Gene Ontology annotation, biological process: regulation of DNA-templated transcription; DNA-templated transcription. The transcript is spliced from 4 exons. Lineage: Eukaryota; Fungi; Ascomycota; Eurotiomycetes; Eurotiales; Aspergillaceae. Gene Ontology annotation, molecular function: DNA-binding transcription factor activity, RNA polymerase II-specific; zinc ion binding; DNA binding. The record is from RefSeq and is a predicted model, not a curated record. The coding region runs from base 1 to 2040 and encodes 679 amino acids.